AUGCAGGCUGAGACCAAAGCGCGUAUUGUACAGGCUUCGGCCGCGCACCUGAAGCCGGACGCGCGUCUUGUGUACGGCACGGCCGGUUUCCGUACCAAGGCCGAGCUGCUGGACAGCACCUGCUUCCGCAUCGGCCUCAUUGGCGCACUGCGCAGCAUGGCGCUCGGCGGCCAGGUCGUCGGGCUGAUGGUCACCGCGAGCCACAACCCCGAGCCGGACAAUGGUGUAAAGAUGGUGGAUGCGCACGGCGAGAUGCUCGAGGCUUCGUGGGAGCCGGUGUGCACCAAGAUUGCCAACGCGAGCACGCCGGACGAGCUGCUCGCCGAGCUCGACAACGUCGUGAGCACGUUCAAGGUCGAUGUCGGCGUGCGUCCCCGGGUCGUGUACGCGUGGGACACGCGUCCGUCGUCGCCGGCACUCGUCGGCGCGAUCGUCGACGGCCUCCAGGCGUUUGACACGGAGAAGGUCGAGGGCGGCCUGCUGACCACGCCCCAGCUGCACUACCUUGUCCUGGCGCUCAACACCCAAGGCACGCCGGACGCGUACGGCGUGCCGACCGAGGAGGGCUACUACGAGAAGCUCGGCAAGGCGUACCUUGCUGCAACCGAGGGCCUCCCUGCGCCGGUGCCGCUCGCGGUGGACUGUGCGAAUGGUGUCGGUGCCAAGGCGCUCCAGGGCCUGAUGCACCACGUCCCCGCGGAACGUCUCCCGCUGAUUCCCCUGCGCACCGAGAUGCACGCCCCCGGCAAGCUGAACGACCAGUGCGGUGCGGACUUUGUCAAGACGCAGCAAAAGCUGCCGACGGGCUACGCGUCCGAGGACGCGGUCAAGCCGAAUGCGCUCCUGUGCUCGUACGACGGCGACGCGGACCGUAUCGUCUUUUACUACCUGAGCGGCCCUGCGAGCGACGCCGCGAGCUUCCACCUGCUCGACGGCGACAAGAUUGCGAGUCUCGCGGCCGACUACCUGUCCGAGCUCGUCAAGACCGCUGGGCUGGACAUUAAGCUCGGCUGCGUGCAGACUGCCUACGCAAACGGCGCCUCGACCAAGUACCUGAGCGAGCGCGUGCCGGUGUCGUGCACGCCGACCGGCGUCAAGCAUCUGCACCACGAGGCGGCCAAGUACGCGAUCGGCGUGUACUUUGAGGCGAACGGCCACGGCACCGUCCUCUUUUCGCCGGACGCGCGUGCCGCGAUGAAGGCCGCGCAGCCGUCGACGCCCGAGGCGAAGCAGGCGCUCGUGCGCCUCGAGAACAUGGCCGAGCUCAUCAACCAGACGGUCGGCGACGCGCUCUCCGACAUGCUCAUGGUCCUCGCGAUCCUUGCCGCGCGCCGCUGGGGCCCGGCCGAGUGGGACGCGAGCUACACGGACCUGCCGAACAAGCUGCUCAAGGUCCAGGUGCCCGACCGCACGCAGUUCAAGACGACCGACGCGGAGCGCCGCCUCACUGCGCCCGACGGCCUGCAGGCCAAGAUCGACGCGCUGGUCGCCAACUUUACCCAGGGCCGCUCGUUUGUGCGCCCCAGCGGUACGGAGGACUGUGUGCGUGUCUAUGCCGAGGCCGCGACGGCGGACGAGACCCAGGCGCUUGCCAAGCAGGUCGCCGAGCUCGUCGAAAGCGCCUAA
Malassezia japonica is the source of this 1626-nucleotide messenger RNA. RefSeq names its product phosphoacetylglucosamine mutase. The record is from RefSeq and is a predicted model, not a curated record. Gene Ontology annotation, biological process: UDP-N-acetylglucosamine biosynthetic process; carbohydrate metabolic process. The transcript has a single exon. Bases 1 to 1626 code for a protein of 541 amino acids. NCBI's taxonomy places the organism in Eukaryota, Fungi, Basidiomycota, Malasseziomycetes, Malasseziales, Malasseziaceae. Gene Ontology annotation, molecular function: phosphoacetylglucosamine mutase activity; magnesium ion binding.